UCUACAGUGAUCCAAAGCUGUCCAUCAUGUCCCUGUCUUUGUCCUUGUCUUCCUCCAGGCUGUCUGGCUACUCAGGUGGUUUGGGCCGGGCUGGAGGUGGUGCUGGAGGCAGGCUAGGCCUGGGACUUGGUGCUGGAGCUGGUCUGGGGCUUGGUGCAGGUGCUGGCCUGGGGCUUGGUCUAGGCUUUGGUGCUAGUGCUGGUCUUGGCCUGGGUUUGGGUGCUGGAGCAGGGUUUGGCCUAGGUGCCGGUGGAGCUGCAGGUGCACUAGUUGCUAGCCCAGCAUUUGCCAUGGGCCGCACCAUCGCUGCAGGAGGGCUGAGUGCAGGAUCUGCUCUGGCAGCUGGCCCUGCUCUGGGCUCCUCCGUGGCCCCUGUGCUGUCCCGUGAGGCUGAGAAAAGCACACUGUCCAGCCUGAACGACCGCUUCUCCACCUACAUGGCCAAAGUGCGUGCGCUGCAGCAGGAGAAUGCUGCCCUAGAGGCCAAGCUGUCCCAACUGACCGGAGGUGCUGACAUGUCCCCCGAGGCGUCCGGCACCACCACAGUGGAGUACGAGGCCCAACUUAGUGAGUACCGCAGCACCCUGCAGAUCCUCACCCUCGACACCAUCAAACUGGAAAUAGAGCUUGACAACGUCCGCGGCACCGCCCACGAGCUCAAGGCCAAGCUCGAUUUUGAACAAGGGGUCAAGUUCCAGCUUGAGUCGGACAUUGCUGCCAUGAAAAAGGAUAUUGAAGCAGCGUCCGACCUAAAAAUUGAUCUGGAUGCAAAAUAUGCCAGCCUUAAGAGUGACCUGGACUUUGUCACCAAAACACAGGAAGAGGAGCUGUCCACUCUGCAGUCCAAACUGGGCACAACCACCAUGGACACUUCAGUCUCCAUGAUUGAAGUGGACACUGUCAAGUCCUUUGACAUCUCUGCUGCACUCAAUAAGAUGAGGGUGGAGUAUGAGAAGUCUGUCCAGCAACACAGAGAGGAGGCCGAAGCCUACUACAAACUCAAGAUGGAUGAGAUACAGACUGCUAACGUUAAGAGCACACAGGCUGUGUCAGCAACCAAAACUGAGAUUACAGCAGCCAGGAAGGAGCUACAGACACUGGGUAUCGAGCUACAGGGGCUCAUCACACAAAACAUGACCCUGGAGCAGAGUCUGGCUGAGGCCAGUGCCCAGUCCAGCGUGGGGGUUGCUGAGUAUCAGGCCCAGAUAGCCAGCCUCACGUCAGCCAUCGAGGUGGCUAAAGCUGACCUUCAGAAACAGAUCCUGGCCUACCAAGAGCUGCUGGAUGUCAAACUGGCCCUUGACGUGGAAAUCUCCACCUACAAGAAACUGCUGGAAGGAGAUGACUUCAAAUUGCCAGACUACACAGAGACAUCCUACACUUUUUCAGCUGGUGGAAAAGGAAUACAAGUCAAAGAGAUCAUCACAGAGCACACAGAGACAUCAGUCAUCAGUGAUGUGGACGAUGCAGAGUCCUCCUGAAUGCUCAGCCAUUUUUAGAGGUGUCUGCCCAGCCAACAUGCACACAUUUCCCUCCCUACUAUUCCAAUAAAGCUGCAUUCCAAAUAAAA
Messenger RNA from Pygocentrus nattereri (red-bellied piranha), 1570 nucleotides. RefSeq lists its product as uncharacterized. Lineage: Eukaryota; Metazoa; Chordata; Actinopteri; Characiformes; Serrasalmidae. The transcript has 9 exons. Gene Ontology annotation, cellular component: plasma membrane; type III intermediate filament; axon. The record is from RefSeq and is a predicted model, not a curated record. The coding region runs from base 27 to 1481 and encodes 484 amino acids.